Messenger RNA from Macrobrachium nipponense, 9065 nucleotides. RefSeq names its product TBC1 domain family member 12-like. The transcript is spliced from 9 exons. Bases 142 to 2904 code for a protein of 920 amino acids. The record is from RefSeq and is a predicted model, not a curated record. Lineage: Eukaryota; Metazoa; Arthropoda; Malacostraca; Decapoda; Palaemonidae.
CAACUGAUUUCAGUUCCAGUGAACAACAAGAAAAUGGUGAAGGUGGAACUCUUGGUUUGACGAGCAGACGAACAUAGGGCUUUCUCCGUUCUCGUGAUGUAAUUAGUGAAAUUAUUUUUGGUUUCCCAUAUUCUUAAAGAAAUGGACGGUACGACUGACCACGACCUGAUACUCAGAGAUAAUGUGUCGCCGGAAAGAAACGAGUCAUCAUCUGAGGCUUUUCUAAAAGAUUCGUCUUCACCCAAGAGUGGAGGCAUCUCUAAAGUUUCACUCCGUCUCCUGCCUUUUAAAUCCGAGUCAUUUAAGGCCCAGUCGCUUCUGGCCCGGUUCCACAGUUCUAGAAAGUCUGAAAGUGGCAUAAAAAGUGAUCUGAAAGGGUCAAGUGGACCUUGGUCAAGUUUCAGUCGCGGAGGGAGGGCUCCUCCCAAAGUGGGAGCAGGUCAUCUCGAGACCUCGCAGAGUGUGGGUAGUGUUAGUGACACGGAAAUUACGUCUGCGAGCCUUCCCGAUGAUCUUAAUCAAAAUUCUGGGUUGAUCAAUUUCAGCAACACAAAAGCAGAAGAUAGUUCAACUCCUCCAAGCGACGAUGCUGAGAAAACAUCUGCUUUCGUCUGUGGGGAAGAUGCACCCUUCUUAUCAUCCGAGGGACAAAAGACCUCGGAAAGUUGGUUCGGUACCUGGCCAGGACGACCUAGAAAAUUGAAAAGCCUGAGGAAAAGGUUACUAACAUCUGGGACCAAGAAUGCAACCGCUGAUCAAUUUUCUAAAACUAGUGAAAGAAUGAAGGAUAGAGAGGAGAUUAAUAACCAAGUUGGUACAGGGUCAGAAAAGGCUGUCAUCAAGGACCGCGAGCAGAAUUGCAAGGGGAAACUUGAUGAACACAGUGACCUGAACCUGAGUAACUUCACAAAUGAUCCUGCACAUCAUGUCUCUUUAGAUACGUUACUAGAAUCUCUCCCUUUAGUAUAUGACCCCACAACACGCCAGUUGUGUGUGGGUUCUGCUAAGAAAGGUCACAAUGACAAACAUAACAAGAGUAGAAUGUCAAAGGCAUUUUCUCCAGAAAGAUCUGAGUCAAGUGAAGAUGCACAAAUUGAGAACAAAGAGCACAUAGGACCUGAGGAACGCUCACUUGAUACUGAAGAUGAAUCUCAGAAAGAAGCCUUACUCAAAACAUAUGAAACUGGAGACAGUAUAAUCUCAUCUAAGCAGUUAGAAAUCAUACAAGAAGUUGAUGAAAGUAGUGAAAGUGUCCGCUUAAUAGGGAAAGGCACUACGCAGUCCGGCAACGUCAGUGGAAGCUCCUCUUUGGAGAGGGGAGUUUUUGAAAGUCCACGCAACAGCUUACAGAGAGCUAGUACAACCAAUUCCUUGUCAAUAACUGAUGCUAGUUCAUUUUCAAGUUUGUCGAGUUCUAAUACUGAACUGUCAGCGUAUUCUGCCUCUGAUAGUGCAGUGUGUUUGGCAUCACAUCUUUCAGAAACCAGCUCUUUACGCGACUUUCCUUUUGGCGAAGGGGAAAACAAGAGUAAACGAAAAGGGAUAACAGAUUUUUUGACUAGAAACCUAUUUUCGUGGCGUCACAAAGAUGGAGGAAGCAAUGGGAGCGACGGCGUCUCUUCCACGUCCUCUUCGCCGAUCCCUUCGUCGCCCGUGUCGGGCACUACUUCCACCUCCUCCUCCCCGGGCUGGAGGAUCUUCUCCAGGCCUUCUCCGAGGGCUCCGAGGUCACCCGAUAUCAAGGCACGUAACAGCGAGUUAGAAGCAGGGAGCGUUGGUUUGAUCAUGGAGAAUAGGCCCAAUAACCUACCAGCGAAGACUGCUUAUGAACAACUCAAGCACAAACAGGAGUACCAGCAGAUGGUGUCUGCAGCCAAGAAGAAAGAAUUACGUGAAGCAAAGGAAAGAAAAAAGGCCCAGGCCAACCUUCAACGCCAGGAGGAGCAGCUGGCAGCUGCUGUUGCCACUUGGAAUAACGAUUUCCUUCCCAAAUGGGAAACUAUGCAUACUCAUAAAAAAUGCAGAGAGUUGUGGUGGCACGGUCUCCCCUCUUGUGUGCGAGGGAAAGUGUGGAAAAUGGCCAUUGGGAAUGAACUAAACGUAACUGCUCAGUUGUACAAUAUUAUGGUGCAAAGGUCAGUGGAUAAAUUGAUAACAUUAAGUGAAUGUGGAAGUGUGGCUAGCCAAGAUGACAUCAUCAGUAACCCUGGCGACCAAGAAGCAACCAUUGACCUCAUUCAUCUGGAUGUAUCUCGUACAUUUCCACACUUGUGUAUAUUUCAGAAGGGAGGUCCCUAUCACGACCCUCUUCACCAUAUUCUAGGAGCGUAUGCCUGCUACCGUCCUGAUGUUGGCUACGUACAGGGGAUGUCAUUUUUAGCUGCUACAUUGUUGCUCAACAUGGAUGAGUCAGACGCAUUUAUUGCCUUCUCAAACUUACUUAAUCGACCAGCCCACAUGGCUUUCUUUCGUGUUGAUCAACCAAUGAUGUGUGCUUAUUAUCAAACGUAUGAAGAGCUGUUAGCUGUAAACCUUCCCUCAGUAGCUGAGCAUCUAAAAAAUAUCGGAGUCACUCCUGACUUAUAUAUACUAGACUGGCUCUUAACUGUGUUUUCACGCCCUUUGCCGUUAGAUGCUGCUGUUAGAAUAUGGGAUGUAUACCUCAGAGAUGGGGAGGAGUUUCUAUUUCGAGCUGCAAUAGGAAUCCUUAAGUUGUAUGAGACAUCACUCAUGAACCAAGAGUGCACUGCUACAGCUGCUCAGUUCCUCACAAGAUUACCAGAGGACCUGUGCGUCGAUGCUUUGUUCCGGGCCAUUUCAUCCGUCCGAACAUCCGCCCACAAGCGCACAUUUUCACAAAUACUACAAGCACAUAUGGGUGCAGUUGCAGGCAGUGCAGUAUGAAAGCGUAUGAUGGUCUUUACAUUUUUUGCGUGUUUUAUAUGUCUAUUUUUUCUGAAAAUUUUGUUUUUGAGAUUAUAGAGAUCUUAUAGUCAGUAGGAUAUUUAUUUGGAUUUAUUUUUUGUUCAUCAGUUAAGAUGUGUGACUAUUCACCCAGAGACAUAUCUUCAUUGGAGUCUUUAGAUGUAUUUUAGACUGGAGUAAGCUUAUGUUUAUCAAGUUCAAGAUCUCACCCUUUCUAGACCUGUACAUGUUACUCUUUCUUCUGGUACUUUGAGGUAUGAAUUUUGCCACUAAAGCUACUUGAUGUUCUAGCAUAUCAUCUGUAAACAGAUCCACUUCGGUGAAUAGCAGAGUAUGUAAUCAAAGUCGUAUUGUUCAUGUCAUUAAUAGGCUUCAGUACGUUGGUGACACAAUCGUAAAAAUUUUCCCCAAUUUACUUAUUAAUGUAAAGUUAACCUCUUACAUAUUCAAGCACAUCACAUAGUAUACUCUCUCUGAGAGUACAUACAUUGUUCAUGAAAAAGAAACAGACAUUUGGAUAAUUUGAAAUUCAGGGAUCAUCAACAGGUUCAUAUUAUUUCUUUUAUCAGUUUUUGAUGUUUUAUAUGUUUAAGUGAAUAUACUCUUUCUUUGGCUAUUAAGGUACUAUAAGAAAGUGGAUAGUACUUGAUAACAUAUCAGAUUUCCCUUGUGAAUUUUAAAUUAGUUUUCUUUUAAUACUUGACUUUCUCUAGUAUAUACAGGUAAUGGUGUGUGCAAUCGAUGUUUAUUAGUGGUGAUUUCCUUACUUUUUCAAACCAGUCUUUAAAAUGAGUUUUCCUUCUGUAGAUGCUGUGUUGAUUUUUGUAAACCUUCAGAGUGUUUUCUGCUUCACUUCUCAUUGAAUAAUUAACACUUGCCUGGUAAUAUUCAGGAUUUGUUUGUUCAACUUAAAUCCCUUAAAUAGAAGAAAAUUUAAAUGAUUGUACCAUUCAUAUGGAUUAGUUUGAUACUUUCAUGUGAAGCUGUAGUUUUUUUGGAAGGCCUUUUAUAAAAAUAUUAGGAUUAUAGUGAGGUUGCAUAUCCCAACUAUUAAUUCAUUCAGCAAGUGAAAUAGUGGCCUCUUUCAGGAAUGAGAGAGGAAACAAUAUAUAGAGGGGUUGAGUUAUUAAGAGUUAUAAUAUCAUCACAUUAUGGUGAACAGGCUUUUUAGAUGGAGACUUACAACAUUAUAGAAGGAAAAUUUAGAGGCAAGGGUUCCAUGUAUUUUUAGUGAAUAAACAAUUCAUUUAAUCCGUUUCAUUAUGCCAGCUGCUAUGAUAUCCAGCAGAGUACAUUGCUGUAAAUUUGCCUGUUACUAAGGAGAGAACAUUGGGUCAUUGGACUUUUUAAACUUCUGUCAUUGUUCCCAAAGAUGAAGAGAAUACGUUUUGUCGGCAUUCUGAAGUGAUCGUGUAAGUGAAUGUACUUGGUUAGUUUUUAUAUCCAUAAUUGUUAAGGUACAGCAUUAAAUUAAUUUACAGAGAAGUAUAUAUCAGUUGGAUAUGAUAGAGGAUGACAGAAAUCAUCUGCAGACCAGCCUCGACAGUAGGGAAGAAAUUAAAUCUUCUUAUGGAAAACUAGACUGUUCACAAAGCUGUACAUUUAGGGGCCCCUUGCACAUAGCUCUGUAUACCACCAUGUGAAUAAGUAGAAAAUGUGAAUGAAUGAUGCCAGUCUGUGUGCAUAGUUCAGUCUUUUCAUGGGCACAGAGCUUUGAUAACAGAUGUUCCACAUUUAUUGACUGAUUUUAACAGGUGGUAAGCAUUAGUUUGAAUGUGGAAUCUGUAUGUCAUGCUUGAUAAUGAUUGAAAAAAUGUGUAAUUUUAAUGUUUUGUCAUUAAAAUUUCUUGUCUUCCAUUAUAUUUCUUUAGUGAGGUUUUGAUGCUAUGGAAAAUUAUGGUGUUUGAACUUGUCAGUAAUGCAAUUUAGAUAAUACAGUGUAGAUUACAGUUUACUUUCUGAUGGCCAAGGUAAAGAGUAUAUUCAAUUAAUACUAUUGACUUUCAGUCUGUUAUUUUAGAUAUUUAUGCAUAACAGAAAUCAUGCUUACCUUUUUAUAUUACUUCCAAGAAUAUGGGCCUCUAGUGUAAUUACAGUCUGAAAUUAUAUCAGAAAAAAUUCAGCCUCCGUACCAAAGAACAGAACUAUAUUAAAUGUGAUUUUAUUGUAAAAAGUAAAGAGUUUAUUGGUUCCUGUAAAAGAGACUCAUUGUUGCAUAGCAUUUUAAUUACAGAAGUGUUUAUUUCUUAGAUUUAAUCCAUUGUGAUUGACAAAGACGGAAUUUUUGUACAGAAUAGCUGAAAUUUCAUUGUGAAACGUGCUAUAUUUUUAUUAGGUAAGUUUUUAUAGAAAUACAAAAUAUGUAUUGUUAUUUUAUUUGAAAAUAUGUAAUGUUGAUUUUUCUUUCUUGCAAGAAUGUGUACAAGCAUAAAAUUCACUAUUGCAUGCAGUAGAGACUGCUCGUGACUGCUUACACCAAUAUUCAUUCAACACGAUAUACAGUGCUGUUACGCCUGUGUAGAUGCUUACUCUUCACAACAUUAUUCCCAUGCCCUACCAUCUGCUACUUAGUCAUGUUGUCAUUAUGCUCAUCAUUUUUCAAAUUUCUUUUGGUGCUCUAUGGUUAUGAAGAGUGUAUGGCAAAACAUUCUAGUUGCAUAUGACAUUACUCUUCUCACAUAUUUUAUAUAUAUAUAAAUAUAUAUAUAUCCUAUAGGACUGUGAUAACUUAAUACUCAUCAUACCAUCAUAUUACUGUGACCACAAUAAUGUAUCAUGUAUUUCACAUGCAGGGAAAGUAUGUAAUAUUCUUUUUUUGGUACACUUUAACCACAAAGUCUAGUUGUCAUACUAGCAGGAUUUUGUAUUCGGUGUAUUUUAGCCAACAUGUACUUUUAAGUUUACUGAUGGAUAUUGACCCGGAGUGAAGUGCGUCACAAUCAGCUUCAUCCACGUGUGGGUAUGUUCUGUCUCCAUUUUCCUUUGGUCUUCAAAUACUUGUAAUGAAGCCUUUUAGGCAAUAACCUAACAUUAAUUCAUACCUUUAUCAUUUGAGACAAGAGAUGACCAAGAACAGUUAAAUGGUGAUAUUUGAAACUUUUUAUAUGUAUUUUAGAACAACUUUGCUGCAAUUCCAAUCCUCUUUAUGUUUUUUGGUGUCUUUUAGACUCCUACAUUUGAAAUUAGUUAGAAUAUGGAAAUUCAGUGAGCUGAUUUAAGUAGUACUGUAUCGGUGUAGUGAUGAGGAUAUUCAUUUACUGGCUUGCAUUUAUUGUGAAAUGCACCAGCAAAAUUCAUUGGAAGCUACCCUAAAUCCUCGAAUUUCUUUGCUUCUUAGAUGGUCUGCUGAAUUGUUGUGCAAAUCAAAAUAAUGAUUCACUUGGAAAUUAAUACUAUACGUGGAUUAAGUUAUUCUUCUGCCAAUUUUAUGUGUUUUGUGAUGUCCACUUUAGUAAACCUCAUGGUAGUUUGCAGCUGCAAAAUUUUUCUGGCAUAUUUUUGACAUUGUUCAUCUUUAGUGGUCCCAUUUAGUAUAUGCAAUAUUGAAGUGAUGAAUUUCCUUUAUAUUUGCUAAACCUCAUGCAGUAAUUGUGAUGAAAAAGAUGUACUUCUGUGCUUUUAAAAUACUGUACAUUCUUGUGUAUCUUGAAAGCCAUUUUAUCGUUGCCAAUAGGCUUAUCGUAUAUUUCACUCAAGAAUAAACUAUCCAUUUUACCAGUAAUUGUACUUCAGCAUCAACACUAUUCGUAGGUUAUUUUUUUGAUGAAUUUUAUACCCUUUAGAAUUAGUUUGCAUAUAGGACACUUGAUUCGAUAGAACUUUGGAAUCUGCAAGUCUCAAUAUUUUGUAAGCUUUUAAUAUGCAGAGGGAAACUGAGUACAGGUAUUGUAUUUCUAUAAAAUGGCUUCAAGUGUCAAUGUUUUUUUAUGACUAAAGUCAAUUUUGAAACUAGUUAUUAUAUUGACUUGGGAGAUAUAAAUUUAAAGUUUUUAAGAUGAGAGAGCAUUUAUAAAUUUUUAAUGUAUUAUGAAGAAAGCGUGAAGGAGAGAGUAAUUCUACUGAUGAUCAUAUUUGUUGAAAAAAUAAAUAAAGGUGAUAUAUGGCAAAUUAAUACCACUUCAUAGCAUGGUUUUGCAUAAUCUACAAUACUGUGCUAUGAAGUGGUAACAUCUAAAACAUUAAAUAUCAUUUCUUCGUGGAUAUUGCAAAACACUCGUUGAAGAGGGUAUUAUAUAUGUAUGAUGUGAUCUUUUAUGAUCUGGAUUUCAAUAAGAGGGUAGUAAUUCAGUAAUGUUUUUAGGCUCUGAUCUGAGAGAGGGAAAUCUGUCCUGGCUAGACUCGGUGUUUUCUACAAGUUUUUUUAUAUAUAUAUUGACAUUAUGGGGUUGGGGGGAAGGGGUACUGCCUUGAAAAGCUAUUAUGAUUAUGUUUAAAUGACUUCCUGAUAGUGACUUCAAUGACUUUUCAGUGCAUCAGCUCAAGGGUAACAUUCCGCAAAUAUUAAGUCUAACCAUGCACAUGCAGUACUCACUUGUCAGCUGCUUGUGUGUUACACUCCAGAAACUACUUGCUCGGAAAAUCUAUCAUUAUUAAAUGUAAAAGAGAGUAAGGUAGGCUUGUUCUGAAAUGUUCAUCAAACAUUUCUGGGUUUGACAUUAGAAGUGGUCAUAUUAGAAUGCAUUUAAGAAUGUAUAAUUUUGCUCUAAUGGUCAGUAAGCUUUUCUUUAUUUACAGUCUCUUGUUUUGGUAAAAGAUAUAGAUAUGUAAUACUUUGAACUAGGAUACCAAUAAGUUUAUCAUAUUCCAUCAAGAUAGGAAGUAGCCAGUCACCAAGUAACAACAGAGAGAGAGAAUGAGAGAGAGAUUUGUGUACCAUGCACCCCUCACACAUACAGUAGCUAACACAAAUGAGAACAUUGUACUUUGUCGGAACUGUAUAAAAGUAAUUAUUUUCCUUCCUCUACAAUAAUUUGCAGUUUAAUUUUGUAUACUAUCAUAAAUAAGAUCAAAAUGUGUCUAUCAUAAACAUCAAACAGAUAGACACCACACUUCUGCAUGUAUGGUUUCAUUGUAGUGCUUCACUUCCAUGUUACUAGCUGUAAAAGAAUGGCACUUCUGAAAUUUAGUCUUAAUAAGUGUGCUGUGCACAGUUACACUUCAACAUAAACUUGGAAGACUUGGAAUUUAUGGAACAUGAUAUACUUUAUUGUUUAUCCUCAGACAAAAUCAUAAUGAAAUUUGGAAAACUAAAAACUUAUUAACAAAACUGGCUGGCAAGGGUGUACUGUAAUGUUUGUGUGUGCUCUUUUGUUAAUUAUUUGGAAAUUUAGAAGCUUCAUAAUGAGCUUUGAUGUAAAUCUAAAAUUUUAUCUUAGGUUGCUGAAUUUCAUAAAUGGAAAUGGCUCCUGCUUUAGCUUUAUGAAGAUAUAUAAUAAACAAGAAACAAGUUUUAGCAAAAAAUUUUAUCAGGUCAUGUCUUUGACUAGUCCUUUUAUAAGAAACGGUAUCCUUGGACAUGAUAUUUUACAAUACUGUUUUAUUGUUUUAUAAAAGAAUAUUUGUAUUUGCUUUUGUAAGAAAAUUUUUUCACAAGUUAGGCAUUGCAGUUUGUACAUAUGAUUCUGUGUUACCUUCUUUGACCAUUUUGAUAAGGAAGAGUGUAUUCAAAAGUUCUUUUGUCAUUCAAGAAAAUUAGGGACGUGUAGUUUGCCUGGCAGUGGUAAGGUAGUUUCAUAACUUUUUAUACCUUUGUGAUAUUUUCAGAUGGAAUUUCAUUAAAAUAUUUUCAUUUAGGGACUGGAUAUUGAAACAUUGUUUUUUACUCAUAUGAUGACAUUUUGUGUCAAAAUAUGCAAGGUGUUUCUGUAGACUCUUGACUUUCUUGACUGUUUCCAUUUGCUCAAAAUCAUAUUUUUGGUAAUUGAAUUUGUAUAUGAAAGUUAGAAUGAAUAUUCUCUAGUGUUUUGUAUCUGAGUGCAGUACAGUACGAGUAAACUAGAAUUUUAUUCACAUUCAUCUGUGUUAUUAGGUCUCAUUUUCAUUAUAUACGUAUAUUUCCCUGGCUCCAUGUGGAAGUUUGAAUUUUAUACUUGUUGCAUCUCAAACUUGUCCAUAUAACAAAUAAAACAGGCUUUAUAUCA